Molecule: messenger RNA, 3252 nt
Organism: Trypanosoma brucei brucei TREU927
Lineage: Eukaryota; Euglenozoa; Kinetoplastea; Trypanosomatida; Trypanosomatidae
Exons: 1
Coding region: 1-3252 (1083 amino acids)
Source: RefSeq, a predicted model, not a curated record
AUGAACUUCUUAUCCCAGAUUUACACCGACAGUUGUUACAAGAGCUACCUUGAUAAUGAGCCUCCCUUCUUGGUUGCCGUCGUCAGUGGAAAGCGGCUAUGCAUAUCUGAGGGAUUGUCUCGCAUGUCAAAUCAGUCGUCACUCUUUCACAUCAAAUAUUUUCCAGACCUGAGAUCGCUCCCCACGAAGCAAAAGGCUGCAGGUGCACCUCUUCCGAGUGCACUCGGUGUUCUGAAAAGCGACUGGUGCACGAGGCAUUUACAUUCCAGGUUUAGCUGCGUUAUUUUUAGCCUGGAUUGGGAAACGGUGAGCGAUGUCGCAAUGGAUGAGAUUGGGAAUUCCAGCAUGUGGGACCAACUGCUGGCGUGGACACGCACACUGCGAAGCAAAAUUAUUGUCGCACUCGCAACUGAGAAAUGUUCCAAUGAAGGAGAGGAUGUGAAAGAAAAACUAGAAACACUGCAACGAGUACUCAAACAGAGGCUAGGGGAUGAUUUUAAUGAGCUGAUAAUUUUAUUCAAACUAGGGAUGGAAAGGGAGAGCGCGGAACGCCUCUACCAUAUGUUGAAGAAAACAUCAACGGCAUAUCACAUGGAGGAGUUGGCUCGCAUUAGGAACAAGCCACCGGAACCAAAUUACCGUGCAGUGCGAUUGGGGUUCAAGGCCGGGUGGCACUCUCUUGUUGUGCGUGAUUUGGGUGCGGCUGUAAAGCAUUUUACCAACGCUUAUAACUGCCUAAGAGAUGUUGCCCCUCCUCAGUCACCGAUGGAAUUGCGCAUGUGCGGCACGGUCAUUAUUAUGCACUUACUGAAUGCUGCCAAAGCUCUGUCCGAUGUUAGCUUUGAGGAUUUAUAUUAUGGUAUGUGUGAGGAUCAUAUCGUAUGGUUGGGACAGAUCACUCCUUCUACUGGUGAGAACUUUACCAUGGUGCAGUUUCUGAAACCGUUGCUUAUUGCUGAGUGCCAUUACUGGUUAGCGAAGAAUACCUGCCAUGCGGUGCCUGUUGCUUCGAUGGGCCAUCUUUGCGCAUGUAUGUUUGCUUAUGAAGAUGCUCUUAAGGUAAAUCGGUCACUUGAGACUUCUGCACAGCAAACUGUGGCGCCUGUUCUGAUUGGUGUGGAGUGCUGCUCAGAGGCGCACGUUAAUAUUUGCUCACUCAGUGGAACCUCGGAUGCUCUCACGAAACGAGUGGGUGAAUUGUUGAGCGAAUGUGCGUCCUUGACCGUGCCGACGGUAGAACUGCUUUACACUUCGGCGCGGCUGAAUGUCAUGCUUCGAAGGACUGAUGAAGCACUGUAUUCACUGGAGAUGUUGUGGGAACACGGUGUUAAGUCGUACGAAGGUGCUAAGGUUAUUCACGGGUUGCUAAUAGAAUUGUCGAAGUCAGUACCCGACGAAUUAGUAGAAAAGUGUUCCAGGGAGGUCACUCUUUCUUACGCCUCCUUGUCCUUUGGACCUGGUGCGGAGGAAAGUCAAAGGCGAUUUCGUGAUUCAUUUGCGAAGAUGAUGUCUAGUUUUUCACUUGACAGUUUUCUUUCAUAUCCGCACAAAGGGUAUUACGCUCCCUUUAACAUCUUCUGCGGUUUCAGUGAGGUACAUGGGGAUGAUUCAAUGCAUGAGUUGGUAAUGGUGUUCCGCACACAUUCCAUUGACAAUGUAAAUGUGGACUCCCUUUGCGUCAAUCUUUCUCGAAUGCGUGAUAACAAAUUGGAUAGUUGGGCCAAGCAGACUUCCGUUGAUAGGUCUGUUGAGCUGUGCUCAUGUAACUCCAGUAGCGUUUCUGCUCUUUUCGACUUGAGAGAACCAGGGGUUUAUUAUUGUUCACGCGUUCAGGGCCGUGUGAAAUGUGGCGAUAUCUGCUUGAAUGUAGAGUGGAGUUUUGAUGAUACCUCUGUUGAAAAUUAUUUUCUACAGCACGGUCAAUUCAAAAAAUGGGGUGUUAGCUGUUCUCAAUGCACGCCAUGGGUUUGCGUGGCGGAACCGAUAUGCCACAUUGAGGUUCAUGCACCCGAUUACAUCGUGGGUGUCGAAGGCGAAGUUGUGGAGGUGGAUGUAGUGAUUGAUACCAAUAGCGAUCUGAGGGAUGACACGAGCUUUGUUUUGACUCACCUCCCCGCAGUUUAUGAGUUCGUUGGGUGUGAUGCUGGAAAUUGUUCUUUGAAGGAGCGUUGCGACGGUGGGAAAGGGUACGUGAGUCUUCUCUUGAACAACCUCCCGCCCAUACUGUGCGGUAGUCCUUCGCGUCUGACAAUGAGAUAUAAAUGCAACAGAGCGGGGAAGUACGUCAUCCCCAUUACUUUUUGUGCCCUUUCCAACACAAGCGCAAAGGUGGAAAUAACGAAGAACGUUCAGGCGCACAUUUCCUGCCCCUUUAUACCGUCAUACACCCUUUUCAAAAGCAUUCCAUGGACUAUGGAAGCUCAAAAUACAAAUGAUGGUGGAACAUCCCUCGUCACGCUGGAGGUGCCUGAAGUAUCUUCCCCAUUCGUACGGAGCGGGUCAUAUACUCUACUCCGCCCUCAGGAUUAUAUUAAUGAGGAUCUUAGUACUCUCCACGGUAACAGAAGUGUCACGCUCUACGGUGCAUUCACCAAUAGGGAGAAGUGUGGUGAUAUUAACUUCUCAAAAGGGGAGACUAUUGUAGUAGUGAUGACCAUGGAAUGCCGCGCUUUUCAAGGUUUAACUCUAUCGUCUUUCGACGCAGUUGUUUCUGAUAAUGUGGUGCUGCUCUCCCUAACCGCCGGCACUCUUCCGUUUCAAGUUGACUACAUGGAAUCAUUCACAGUAACAGCCAAACUUCGUGUGUUGAGGACGGGAAGGGUUUCGCUGGGGUUUGUGCGUAUGCUCAUUUCACCAGGUUCAAGCACACAGCGCAUUGUAUCCGACGUUUCCUUGCCUGAGGUUGAGACCGAUGAUCACGUUCUUGAGUUAACCCUGGAGUGUCCUUCAACCGUGGCGAGCGGUUCCUAUGUUACUUUGGUUUGUAAUGUUGUCAACAAAACCGCGAUUCCUCAAAGUUGUCAGUUGACGCUGGAGAGAAAUGGGGAGUUUUUCCUAGUGGGCGGGAUAGAGCAAUGGAACUUCCCCAUUGGACCCCUUGCGGUUUACUCGACACGCAUAGUUCUGAAACCCCUUGCUGUCGGCGUGCUCCAGCUCCCUUCACUCCACCUUAGACAUUCAUCAGGAGUGUCAUUUGGAACCGUAUCUUCCUUCCAGUUUGACUCUCAGAAAAUCUGCGUUUUGACGCCGUAG